Messenger RNA from Mucor velutinosus, 507 nucleotides. RefSeq lists its product as uncharacterized. Bases 1 to 507 code for a protein of 168 amino acids. The transcript is spliced from 2 exons. The record is from RefSeq and is a predicted model, not a curated record. Lineage: Eukaryota; Fungi; Mucoromycota; Mucoromycetes; Mucorales; Mucoraceae. Gene Ontology annotation, molecular function: sterol binding. Gene Ontology annotation, biological process: intracellular sterol transport.
AUGAAAUUACCGACUCUCGCUCUUGUAUUCAGUGCUUUCCUUGGCUUGAGCCAGGCCACCUAUUUACCUGGAUUCAUCGUUCAAGAUAACGAUGUAGGUUCCCUAUUACAAGAUUCCACCAAAUUGAUCACCAAUUGUGGUGAUGCCAAUGAUAUCUUGACUAUCGACUAUGUCGCUCUUUCACCCGACCCACCUGUGAAAGGUGAAGAUCUGCAAAUUGACUUUAAGGGUUAUCUCUCAGAAACUGUACCCAAUGGCACUGUUGUGGAGAUUAUUGUCAAAUAUGGCGUAGUCAAGUUGAUUCAAAAGAAGUUUGAUUUUUGUGAUAAAAUUCAGGAAGUAGAUGAAAAGUGUCCCAUUCCCCAGGGUGAUUUGACCUUCAACAAAGUGGUUGCUUUACCCAAGGAAAUUCCUCCUGGAAAAUACACUGUUCAUGCCGAGAUCAUCACACCUGAAAAGAAGCGUGUCGCCUGUCUUAUUGGACAAACUAUUUUUCCUCGUAAUUAG